Messenger RNA from Aquila chrysaetos chrysaetos, 1575 nucleotides. RefSeq names its product protein phosphatase 6 catalytic subunit (gene PPP6C). The transcript has 7 exons. The record is from RefSeq and is a predicted model, not a curated record. NCBI's taxonomy places the organism in Eukaryota, Metazoa, Chordata, Aves, Accipitriformes, Accipitridae. Gene Ontology annotation, cellular component: cytoplasm. Gene Ontology annotation, molecular function: protein serine/threonine phosphatase activity. Gene Ontology annotation, biological process: G1/S transition of mitotic cell cycle; peptidyl-serine dephosphorylation. The coding region runs from base 61 to 978 and encodes 305 amino acids.
GUCCCUCACCACCCCCCGGAAGUGGCGGGCUCCGCUUCCGGCCCCGAGUCGCCUCCCAAGAUGGCGCCGCUGGACCUGGACAAGUACGUGGAGAUCGCUCGGCUCUGCAAGUACCUGCCCGAGAACGACCUCAAGCGCCUCUGCGACUAUGUGUGCGACCUGCUGCUGGAAGAGUCCAACGUCCAGCCCGUCUCCACGCCCGUCACCGUCUGCGGGGACAUCCACGGGCAGUUCUACGACCUGUGCGAGCUGUUCAGGACGGGCGGUCAGGUCCCCGACACCAACUACAUCUUCAUGGGUGACUUUGUAGAUAGAGGUUAUUAUAGUCUUGAGACUUUCACUUACCUUCUUGCACUAAAAGCUAAGUGGCCUGAUCGUAUCACACUGUUACGAGGCAAUCAUGAAAGCAGGCAGAUAACACAAGUGUAUGGAUUUUAUGAUGAGUGCCAAACCAAAUACGGAAAUGCUAAUGCUUGGAGAUACUGCACCAAAGUCUUUGACAUGCUCACAAUAGCAGCUUUAAUAGAUGAGCAGAUUCUCUGUGUGCAUGGUGGCCUCUCUCCAGACAUCAAGACACUCGAUCAAAUUCGAACCAUCGAACGUAAUCAAGAAAUUCCUCACAAGGGCGCCUUCUGUGACCUUGUUUGGUCUGAUCCAGAAGACGUCGAUACGUGGGCGAUCAGUCCGCGAGGAGCAGGCUGGCUCUUCGGUGCAAAGGUGACAAACGAGUUUGUUCACAUCAACAACUUAAAACUCAUCUGCAGAGCGCACCAGCUAGUUCAUGAAGGCUAUAAAUUCAUGUUUGAUGAGAAAUUGGUAACGGUAUGGUCUGCUCCAAAUUACUGCUACCGCUGUGGAAAUAUUGCGUCAAUCAUGGUCUUUAAAGAUGUAAAUACACGAGAACCAAAGUUAUUCCGCGCAGUUCCAGAUUCAGAACGUGUAAUUCCUCCUAGAACAACCACACCGUAUUUCCUCUGAGACCUUUCCCCACCUGCUGUCUCCCUCUUCUCUUGUACUGUCCCUUUACAAUAUACUUUUUAUUGAGCACUUUGCUGCUGAAAUGCUGCCUCUUGCCUUUUUUUAUUUUUAAAUUAUCUAAAUUUAUUGUGUAUUAUGGUGUCUGUAGCAAGUGUUGGUUUUUUUUUUCCCUUUUCCCUCCCCUAGAUUAAUUUCAGAGUAUUUGUAAUAUGUCCUUGAAAUUUAUACUACUGCAUGUAGUUCUUGCGUAUUUCUGGGGUUAGAUGAAACGUUUUCCUUUUAACAAUCACGAUACCCGGGAAGCAGCUCGGUCCCAGUGUGGUAUUCAGCUUUUUGUUUGGUAAGUUUUAAGAAAUUUCAGCAGCAAAGUUAUUGCCUCUAGUGUGCACGGUGGGACUGUGACUGCCUUGUGUUGUGAACACGUAGAACCCCGUCGUCCUCCUCGUGGCUUGUUUUAAGUGGAUAAAAAUAAAGUGGUCAGAAGGGCUGUUCCCCCCCCCCCCCUUGUUUUGUUUUCUUAGGAUUCCAGUUAAAAGUACCCAGACCUGCUGCAGCGAUUGAGUUUGUACAUUAAAAUAACUGUUCUGAUUUUUUUCA